Humulus lupulus (European hop) is the source of this 1491-nucleotide messenger RNA. RefSeq names its product very-long-chain aldehyde decarbonylase GL1-9-like. Gene Ontology annotation, molecular function: iron ion binding; oxidoreductase activity. The record is from RefSeq and is a predicted model, not a curated record. The transcript is spliced from 3 exons. Bases 268 to 1047 code for a protein of 259 amino acids. NCBI's taxonomy places the organism in Eukaryota, Viridiplantae, Streptophyta, Magnoliopsida, Rosales, Cannabaceae. Gene Ontology annotation, biological process: lipid biosynthetic process.
GUUUAAAAUUUAAAUGUUGAGAAUAUCAGAACUGUUUUACAGUACUCACUUUUUCAUAAACACAUUCUCCAAACAAAGCCUUAGAUCUGAGAAUUCACUCCCAAACCCAAAUCCACUUCCUACUUUCUUCUCUGGUUUAGAAGAUUGCAAAUUCUUAUUUUGGAUCUUACAGGGUGAUGUAACUUCAGAGUUUGGAAAAUUUUGUUUUUUGUUGGGAGCUGAAUUAAGUAAAGGUAGGAAUCUGUUUGUGAAAACUGGGAUCGAAAAAUGGUUUUCUGGGAAGAUUAUGUGAGUGACGAGUCGAUGGGGACAUUUGCUCCGAUUGUGGUUUAUUGGUUAUAUGCGGGGUUUUAUCAGUUGAUGCCACCUUUGGAUAAUUAUCGGUUGCAUACAAGAAAAGAGGAGGAACAACAGAGCAAAUCAGUGCCUCUCUCUUCGGUGGUGAAAGGUGUUUUGCUUCAACAGCUCGUUCAGGCAACCGUUGCUCAGGGACUCUUCUUGGUCACGUCCAAGGCAAAUUCAUCGGGAGUAACCAUUCAACCAUCCAUUGCUGUUCAGAUUGUGCAGAUUGUUGUUGCAAUGUUUGUCAUGGACACAUGGCAGUAUUUUGUGCACCGAUAUAUGCAUCAGAACAAGUUUUUGUACCGCCAUGUCCACUCACAACACCACAGGCUAAUUGUCCCUUAUGCUAUUGGAGCUCUUUACAAUCACCCCCUUGAGGGUCUCUUACUUGACACUUUUGGAGGGGCCCUCUCAUUUCUAGUCUCAGGGAUGACUGCAAGGACAGCAGUCAUUUUUUUCAGUUUUGCAGUGGUCAAAACCGUUGAUGAUCACUGUGGACUCUGGUUGCCAGGAAAUGUAUUUCAUCUGUUCUUCCAGAAUAACACUGCUUAUCAUGACAUUCACCAUCAACUCCAAGGCUUAAAGUACAACUAUUCUCAGCCAUUCUUCCCAAUAUGGGAUAAACUUCUGGGCACUUAUAUGCCAUACAAUCUGGUAAGGAGACCUGAAGGGGGUUUUGAAGCAAAGCCAAUCAAAAGAGAGUAGUUGAUUGUUUUUCUUUUUUAACAUUUGUUUGGAUAUCGAUUCGAGUUCUCCCAUCUGAUAGGAAAAGUGAUUUUUCUCUAGUUGCAUCUUCUGGGGAAAUAAAAAUUAUAUUUAUUUUUUUGGUGGAGGCUUUGUUUAGACUCAAGCAGGGAUUGAUUAGAGUUCAUUCCAUUUUUGGUUGCUUGAUAAUGCGUUCUUCUUCAGGGUUAGUUUGGCCAGCCUACUUUCUAUGUGCUUUGUAAUUGUGCUAUUCUUGAUGCACCAAUGUGUAGUAUAUUAAUUUCCAUGUUGAUUUGACAAUUAGAUUACAGGGUCAGGUUGUUGGAGAAUUGAUUGUACUUGUACUUGUAUGUUCUUGGAGAGGCUUCUGUACUUGGUUGAUAAUGAUUCUGCUACUUAAAGUUGCUUAAUGGCCUGUGAUGUGAGGCUAUUAUUAUGAGUGUA